Paramormyrops kingsleyae is the source of this 1511-nucleotide messenger RNA. The record is from RefSeq and is a predicted model, not a curated record. Lineage: Eukaryota; Metazoa; Chordata; Actinopteri; Osteoglossiformes; Mormyridae.
ACGGAACGGGGUGGACGUGCCUUCGGCACAAAGCCCGAGAAGCGUAGCUACAGUCGGUUAGUCCGUGACAUCUGCCGUAACGGGUGUAUCGACGGCCCCUCACACCCGUUACUGCCAGCUGGUCGCUCCCCGUUGCUCGCUUCUGGGGGACUGGACCGCCGCACACCGCCAUGCAACCCGACUGAGAAAUACUGAUUAAGCUUUUUUUGUUCUUUUUUUUCCGGGGCGGUAUUUCUCCUCCAGCAGCAAUCGAGGAGAAGGACUGUCAGGCUGCAGCCCUGCGAGGGUCCCGGUUCGAACCAUCCGGCUUGUGGCGUCGGGGACUGGAUCCUGCUGGCCGAGGUCCGCCGGUCCGAUUCGCACGGAAAUCCCGGGUUACUGUGGAUCUUGAACAUAUCGUAGAAGAUUAAAACGGAGAUGCAGAACCGACGGAUGGUUAUCAGGACAGAUUUCCAGGCUCCAGACUGAAGCGACAGAGCCGGAUAGCGGUCUGCUCAGCACGGACCCCCGUGUGUCAAAUGGCGUUUCUCAUGAAGAAGAAGCGCUUCAAGUUUCACACGCACUUCACCCUGGAAGAGCUGUCUGCCGUGCCUUUCGUCAACGGGGUGCUCUUCUGCAAGGUCCGCCUGCUGGAUGGGGGGGACUUCGCCGCUGAAUCCUCCAGGAAGGAGGUCCAGGAGAACUGUGUCCGCUGGCAGAACAGGUUCUCCUUCACCUGCAAGAUGAGCGCCAACCCCACCACCGGGGUGCUGGACUCCUGCGUGUGCCGGGUGUCUGUCCGCAAGGAACUCAAAGGAGGAAAGACAUUUUCAAAACUGGGUUUUGCUGACCUCAACAUGGCGGAGUUCGCUGGUUCGGGCUCCACGGUGCGCUGCUGCUUGCUGGAGGGCUAUGACACCAAGAACACUCGGCAGGACAACUCAAUCCUCAAGGUCACCAUUGGGAUGACACUCAUGUCUGGAGAUCCCUGCUUUAAAACCAUUCACUCAUCACCAUGGUUACGGCCCUCCUCAGGCUACAGCACGGAGCACUCCCAUUCGUCCAGCCUGUCGGACCUCACGCACCGGCGGAAUACCUCUACCGGCAGCAGUGCCUCGGGCGGCCUGGGUAUCACUGUGGAGGGCCCCGUCGAGGGUGACAGGGAACCGGGCCGUGCCGAGAGACCCCCCCGACCUCCUCGGCCCACGCUGCCCCCUGGCCGACUCUCAAGGCGGAAGAAAGACUCUGUGGAGAGCCACCCAACCUGGGUGGAUGACACCCGUAUCGACGCCGAUGACAUCGUGGAGAAGAUUGUCCAGAGCCAGAACUUUGCCGACGUCAGCAACAGCGAAGGUGCUGCAGGAAGCGCAGUCCGCCGUGCCCCUUUGCCGCCGUGCCCCUUUGCCGCCGUGCCCCUUUACCACCGUGCCCCUUUCCCGCCGUGCCCCUUUACCGCCUGUGUCGCUGUGAAAACCACUCCACAGGAUGGAGGAUUCCCUAACACCCCACAGCUGUGGCUGUCGGCAGUGUGA